Molecule: messenger RNA, 2502 nt
Organism: Gordionus sp. m RMFG-2023
Lineage: Eukaryota; Metazoa; Nematomorpha; Gordioida; Chordodea; Parachordodidae
Product: phosphoribosyl pyrophosphate synthase-associated protein 2-like
Exons: 10
Coding region: 488-2158 (556 amino acids)
Biological process (GO): purine nucleotide biosynthetic process; 5-phosphoribose 1-diphosphate biosynthetic process
Cellular component (GO): ribose phosphate diphosphokinase complex; cytoplasm
Molecular function (GO): ribose phosphate diphosphokinase activity; ATP binding; magnesium ion binding
Source: RefSeq, a predicted model, not a curated record
UAAACUAAAGAUCAGAGGGCCCAAAGGGUCUCCUUGUUGAAUACCCUCGUCAGAAGGAAUUGUAUAUUCCCCGAAUUUGAGAGGGGUUCUACAGCCAUAAGACUGUUCAAUAAAUCUUGCAUAAACUGGGAAUUUUUCAUAAAAAAUGUUUAAAAAUGUUUUUCUGGAUAAAGAAUUAAAAGCAUUUUUAGAGCUUACAGACUACGGCGUCUGGAGGAGGAUCUUCGAUAUAUAUGCGAAGAGAGUGAGCGGCUAUUUCGCAUCCCCCUUUAGUACCAAAGCCUAGUUGAUAUGUUUGGAACAUUUUUUUGAAGCAUCAGGUUUGAUGCGCUCAACGAUUAUCUUAGCUAAUAGUCUCCUAAAAAAAGACCCUAUUGCGAUUGGCCGAACUCCACCAUCAGGCUUAGUAAAAGCAAUUAAUCUUGCGCCAAAAAGGAUUUGGUGAAUUUGACUGUGGAUAUUUAAAUCAUACAAACAUACUAAUCAUAUGGAAGCCAAAGAGUUUACAAUUUUGAGUGGUAAUGCAGAUUCAGAAUUAACGAAUCUAGUGUGCAAUCGUUUAGGUAUAAAGCUUGGAAACUGUAUUGUGGUACAAAUGCCUAACAAAGAAACGGUAGUUGAUAUAGGAGAUUCAGUUAGAGGUAGAGAUGUUUUUAUAUUACAGACCAUAUCAAAAAAUGUCAAUAAUAGCUUAAUGGAUUUAUUGAUUUUAACUUAUGCAUGCAAAACAUCAUCUGCUAGACAAAUUAUAGGCGUUAUACCUUAUUUACCUUAUUGUAAACAAAGUAAAAUGAGAAAAAGGGGGUGUAUUGUCUCAAAACUAUUAGCGCAGAUGCUUUGCAAAGCUGGUAUGACUCAUGCCAUUACAAUAGAUUUGCAUCAAAAGGAAAUACAAGGAUUUUUUGAUAUACCUAUAGAUAAUUUGAGGGCCUCUCCUUUUCUGAUCCAUUAUAUUCAAACUGCGAUUCCGGAUUACCGUAACGCCGUCAUAGUGGCUAAAAACCCGGCCGGGGCAAAACGAGCCCAAAGUUACGCCGAACGUGUCCGCCUCUCUCUUGCGGUGAUUCAUGGUGAGCAACGGGAUCCGGAGGAGGACGAGAUGGACGGAAGACAGUCCCCGCCCCCACCAUUUUCUGGCCUCAUUCCCGGAAAUUUUGCGGCUAACGUUGGCGGAAAUGGUUCGAAGAAGUCAUCGAUUGAAAAGGAGGACUCGAAAGAUGCCAAGAACAAGCAGAAGAAGGAAAAGGAGAACGGAAAUGGUCUCGUUAAAAGUGAUCUAAAAGAUCCCAAGAAUAAAUUGGAAAGGGAAGAGGUUUCUAUUUCGAAAGCUAAAAAUUUGUCGCUCAACGCAGUCCACGAUAGGCCUCCCUCGAAGGACGCCGUCGAGACGAACGGUAAAGGCUCGGGGGAAGCCGCGAAAAGCAUGGGGAGCAUUCCCUACAGGUUCCGGGAAGAUAUCGAGGAAGCGGCGGAAAAGGAAAAGAGCUUCGAAACCAAUUACGACAUUUACGAUGACCGGCACUCCCAGGGGAACAUAUUUGAAAACCUUACACCGCUUUCUAACCAUGUCGACCCCGAGGAAUUAUCCAACAAACUGUUCAGGCGCAUAAACGAUGACGAUUUAUCGGGGGAAGAUGAAUUUCCCGGUUUCGAUGCCAACGAGACGGUGGGGGGAUACCCUCUAAAGCGUACCGCAUCUUCCGCGGCGUAUUCCGAUACCUCGCUAUUGGCCAGGAUGGAAGGCUCGAAAUCCGACUUUUUUGGCGGGUAUUACAUGCCCAUAAUGACACAAAAAGAAAAGCCACCCCUCACCGUCGUGGGCGAUGUUAACGGCAGGAUCGCCAUUUUAGUGGACGACAUUAUAGACGAACCAGAUAGCUUUAUCCACGCCGCCGAAAUUUUGAAGGAAAGGGGUGCUUGCAAAGUUUAUCUCAUGGCCACCCAUGGCCUAUUUUCUGGCAACGCUCCUAAGCUGCUUCAGGAAUCUCCUAUCGAUCAAAUAAUCGUUACGAAUACUAUACCCCACGAAAAUCAAAAAAUGCAAUGUUCAAAGAUAGAAACGAUCGAUAUCAGCGUUCUCAUAUCCGAGGCCAUCAGAAGAAUCCACUACCAAGAAUCGAUGUCCCACCUCUUCAGAAAUAUAUCAACAGCUGAUUAAUUUAUUUCCCGACCUCCCGACCCGACCCCUCAAAACUUUACCCGACACACAAAAAAAAAUACCUUUCUUCAUUAUUUUGAAGAUUAUUUUAUUACGGAUUUUACGUUCUACAUCUAAAAAACUAAUUUAUUUAUUCAUUUUUUUUCAAGUCCUUAAUUAUGAACGCGCGUCAGUUUUAAUGCGCACGCGCAGUUUAAAAAAAAUAAUAAUAAUUUCAAAAUAUAUACAAAUCCUUUUAAAUGCAAGCAAUUUAAAUUUAAAAUAACAUGAAAUAGACUUAAUUCAAGAUCAUAUACCCGUUUAUAUUAAAUAAAUUAUAUUAAUAUUACGAUAUCAACUGACUC